UUUUUUAAUGGAGGCCACACUAUUCGGUUGAAUACAAUACAAAUUGUGUGUUUAAUUAACGUUUUUCAUUUAGAUAGUGUUUAUCGGUGACAAAUUUAUUUUAGAGGAAACUUUAGUGAACAGAAGUUGUGCGUUUCUAACGCUAACUUAUGCGGAAAAUUUCGAAACAAUGAGAGUCGCUCAAAAAUUAAAUUUUGAAGCAUGUGACGAGGACGAUCACAACAUUAAUAGUUCGGGAUGCGGUGAUGAUAUUUCUGAUUCUUCUAUCGAUGAUUUUUAUAUAUCACCAUUGUCAAACCCAUCGAAAUCGGCUAUUAAUAAUCUAAUGGAUUGCAGUGAUUACGAAACAAUUCAAUCCUUUUCGAGGAAUAAUCAUUUUCCUGCCACCACAUCAAUGACAGCCUCUAGUGAAAUAAGAAUUCCACUUCGGGAAAGUGGAUCACCAAAGAAAAUGUCAAUGGCUUGUAGCCCUCCAUACAAAAGAGUUCGAGCACUGAGACUUUUUGAUUCACCAGCAACUCCUAGGACUCUAAUAGAAAAAAGUGUAUUUCACACACCAGUACCGUAUAAAUGUUCGAGACUUUUUUCCAUCGAUAAACCACGACCAAAACCCGUUGGUUUUCCAGUGAAAACCGAUAAACCGGCAGCUAAUGUAAAUCCAUUUACACCAAAUGGAAUGCUGUUAAAUGCCAAAAAGAGGACGAGGUCUAAACGAAAUCUUCUCGAAACAUCAGACAUAGAAGUCCCAAAAUUCGAACUUGAUUCUGAGGAUUCGGAAAGUGAAAUGGAACAACCGACAAAGCGUGUAGCACUUCAAGACUCGAAUAUUCCUCGAUAUCGACAAGAAUUUUUGGAACUUGGAAUAAUUGGUUCAGGUGAAUUUGGAUCAGUUUACAAAUGUAUUAAUCGAUUGGACGGCUGUACGUAUGCAGUGAAAAAGAGUUUAAAACCUGUCGCGGGCAACAUUAACGAAAAAAAUGCGCUAAAUGAAGUUUACGCACAUGCAGUUCUUGGAAAGCAUGAGAAUGUCGUUCGAUAUUAUUCUGCCUGGGCGGAGGAUAAUCAUAUGAUAAUUCAAAAUGAAUACUGUAAUGGUGGAAGUCUCGCUGAUGAGAUAAUAAAACAAGAGAAGGAGAAGAGAUUUUUCUCUGAAUUGGAAAUACGACAAUUAUUAUUACAUGUAGCGAAGGGACUUCGAUAUAUUCAUAGUAUGCAUCUCGUUCAUAUGGACAUUAAACCAGGAAAUAUAUUUAUUUCGAGGGAGAAAAAAUUGGGUGCUAUGAAUGAUGAUUCGGCAGAUGAUGGUUUUGACGAGGAGGAAACCGUUGAGGAGGAAAUUACCUACAAGAUCGGUGAUUUUGGUCAUGUGACGUCAAUAAAUAAUCCUCAGGUUGAAGAGGGUGAUUGCCGUUAUUUACCAACGGAAAUUCUUCACGAAGAUUUUACUCAUUUAACAAAGGCGGAUAUUUUUGCUCUUGGUUUAACAGUCUAUGAAGCGGCCGGUGGUGGUGCUUUGCCGAAAAAUGGUCCCGAGUGGCACAAAAUUCGUAAUGGAGAACUAAAAGAACUACCUCGUUACAGUAAAGAUCUCAAUGAUUUACUAAAGUUAAUGAUUCAUCCUAAUGCGGAAGUGAGGCCCUCGGCAUCAUGUCUCAUUCAGAAUAAAUUACUGUCAGCAAAAACUAAAGUUCAAUUACGUCGAGAGACUGAUGCGGAAAAACAUAAGGACGAGGGUGGAAAGAAUGCACCAAACGAUGUUGAAAUGAAUGGUGCAAUUAGUAAAAAUUUCUGUGGUUACCAAUUGAGACCAACGCCAACAAGAUUGUCAUCACGUGUGAUAGGUAAAAAAGUCAAUCGAAGCCAUAGCACAAUUUUCUAAGUAUCAUAUAUUCUAAAAAUGAUGAAAAGAAAGUUAUGCGCGCAAAAAAAAAUCUGUUAUUCCCAUUGGUACCCAUUGGUGCCUUUAUAUUGUGAUAUCGUUAGUUCUCGAUCAUAAGCAAAAUCUUGAUUUGGAUAAUACGGUACUCAGAGUGAAAUUGCCCAAUUUGAUAAAUUUAUCAUUCAAAUCUCUCUCACAUUUUAAAUGUACCUUUUUAAGUAUUCAUUUCAAAUUUAGCACAUUUAAAAAGUGAUUUUACAAAAAAAGAAAGAAAGAAAAUAUCAAUUUAAUGAUAAGAUCUUUAUAUUUGAAAAUAGUUGAAAGAUUGUUCGAUUAAAAGUGCUUCCGAAAGAAAAGACUAAUUGAAAUUAGACACAAGGCUUUUCAAAGCUUUCAUGACAAUUUUAAAUUACAAUCAAUUUAAAAGUAAUGAAUUAAUUUUUUGAAGAAAGAAUUUAGCAAUUUAACUCUGCAUGACCAGAAAUGUUGAUGUGUUUUUUUUUAAAUUAUUUUUAUAGAAAUAUUGUAUUUGGAUCGAUUCUUAGUCAACGUUUAAAUGUCUUAUUUAAUUCCUCUUUUUAAAUUGCUAUUUCUAGUAUCUAGAAUUUAAUCGCGUUGUCGUUUAUAUUUUUUUUGGCAAAUAUUUUCCAAUUUCUAAUUGUUAAAAAUGUUUCUAAAUAAUUUUCAUUUUUGACAUUUCUUUUCAAUGAAAAAUAUCAAUUUUUUUCCAAUGUAUUUCUCAUGCAUUAAUUAAAUCGCGUUUUAGUUUUUUAAACGCGUGUAAUGUUGGUCGUUUAUGUGAAAAAAAGAAAUUUGUUUAAUUAUUAGACUUUCCGUCUUAAUUUUUGAUUCGUAUGAAUAUUAAUUAUACGAAACGGUGCUUUUACAAGCCCUUAUUAUUCUAAAGAAAAGUAAUUUACUUGAUUAACAAGAUAACUUUUACAAGGACAUCUUGAAAUGAUUAUUUGUGAUUGAAUUUGAAACCAGUUUCUCAGAAUUUUACUAUCAAAUAUAAUUCUGUCGCAGGAUAAAAUUUUGCAAAUUUUGUUUAUUUAAUUUUAAAUCGAAGCAUGUUUGUAUAGAUUAGAAAAAAGUACGCUUUCUUGUAAUAAUUUUUAAUUUGCUUACUGAGGAGAGGCGACUCUGUGAGGUAAAAAAAAAAUAUCGCAUUUAUAUUUUAAUACGACGUGAUUAUAAUUGUUUCUCCGUUCACCUAUUAAUAUCAUUAAUAUGAUUACGAAAAUAAAGAUUUAAUUUGAAUCUA
Molecule: messenger RNA, 3143 nt
Organism: Leptopilina heterotoma
Lineage: Eukaryota; Metazoa; Arthropoda; Insecta; Hymenoptera; Figitidae
Product: wee1-like protein kinase
Exons: 4
Coding region: 170-1879 (569 amino acids)
Biological process (GO): mitotic cell cycle; protein phosphorylation
Cellular component (GO): nucleus
Molecular function (GO): non-membrane spanning protein tyrosine kinase activity; magnesium ion binding; ATP binding
Source: RefSeq, a predicted model, not a curated record